AUGCAUUCAGCACACCGGCGUGACAGUUGCAUCGUAGCGACGAUGGUGGUAAAUUCGAUUGGCAGUGCUAUUCCACGCGGGUCCGUCGAACGUAGCCAGCUCGCGCAGAAUCGCUGGAAUCCGUACACAUCCGGAGGACUCGAACCGACCAUGCCGCUAGCACCCGGGUACGGCUCACCGUACGACAUCCCGCCGGGUGCAUCGUUUUACGCGGGCCACCCGAUGCACCAUCCGGUGCAUUCGCUUGUUGCUGCCGGUGACGGAUCGCAAGGGUACGGUAUGAAGUUCAGCUCGUCAGCCGACGGGUAUGGUGCCAGCGCUCACGGUAGCUCCGGCGGGUACGAUUAUCAUCCACCACCUCCUCCACAUCCACCGCCCCAUCCAGCCCCACCGCCAUCCAUCAUCCAUUCGCUUCCUCCACUGUGGCCAUCAUCGUCGCACCACGGGAAGUCCGGUAAGGGCAAAGGUGCAGCACUGUCCGCACUUACCCUGCUGGCAUUUCUGUACUUCCUGAACCUGCUGCAAAGCUGCCUCAAGGAACACAUGGAAACAAUGAACCCGACCGUAAUGGUCAUGACGGCCGGUGCAACACGGCGCAAGGACAUUGCCACAAGCCUCGAGCAAAGCUCGUCAUCGGUGGAAGACGCACCCCGGGAAGAGUCCUAUUCCGACGGACCGGAUGUGGAUGCUAUUGACCGCUACGAAGGACUUUCCCAUCGCUAUCAACUGCUCACAUCGUCCAACGGCACACGGAACCCGUUCGCGGCGCAACCUAAACGCUCCAAUCGCCCAACAGCGACACAAACUCGCAAAAAGCAAUCUUCCAGUACGGUUUACAGCGUGAAAAGGAACCGACCACCAACGCAACAUACCGGAAGUGAUUGGUACGAUCGUAGCUAA
This is a messenger RNA of Anopheles maculipalpis, 900 nucleotides long. RefSeq lists its product as uncharacterized. The transcript has a single exon. Bases 1 to 900 code for a protein of 299 amino acids. The record is from RefSeq and is a predicted model, not a curated record. Lineage: Eukaryota; Metazoa; Arthropoda; Insecta; Diptera; Culicidae.